ACCAAAUAAGCUAAGAUGUACAGAAUAUGGUCCAACAAAAAUCAAUUUACAGCGGGGAAGAGGAAAUGUCGAAGACUUGAAAGCAAAUUCUAUCCGAUAGAAAGUCCUAUAUUAUGUCAUUAUAUGGAGUCUGGUUCACUUGAAUUAGCUUGCUCAGUUGAACUCCUCUGUGAAGUCCAGUUACGGGCAAUGACACUGCUGUUCUGUAUUUUUUGUCUUUGUCCACAGAUCAGAUGACAGCAUCUUGGGAAUUGUCUCCUUGCUGCAGAACAAGUUAGGACAAGCCUGGAUCCUUCUUUAGCUUGCUGCACUCUGCAGUAUACCUAUAACAGGGUGGCCUGUGCCCGUGGUUUCAACUAAGCAGUUCAUCCUGGGUUAAGCAGCUCAGGUGUGCCCCAGGGAGGGCAGGGAGGCCAUGGAGGUUCCUCUGGUAAACUUUGAGAACCUGGACGAUAUCGGAAUUAACCUGGGAGACCCAAGUGACUCAGGAUAUCCAGCUUCACCCACUUCAGAGACACCAGAGCAGAACCAGCUGACACAUGGUCUAGAUUCACCAGCACAUUCACCACAAAGAUAUAGGAGGCCUGGAAACUCAACAACAUCUCCCACAACACUCACUAAGAGAGGGACCUCAAGUUGCAACAGUCUCAUCUCUAACUGGAAGGUACUUAUGAACAGUGAAGGCAGUCCAUGUGAGGCUCUCCUAGGCAAGGUAGCUAAAGACUGUUGUGAUGACUUAUUUGCAGAAAAGCAGAACCUUGAAGAGGGUGAUCAAAGAGUAGUCAUCAAUGUCUCAGGAAUGAUGUAUGAGACGACACUUAAAACCUUGAACCAGUUCCCUGAUACUCUGCUUGGGGAUCCUAAAAGAAGGAUGGACUAUUUUGACCCCAUGAAGAAUGAAUAUUUUUUUGACCGCAAUCGGCCAAGUUUUGAUGGAAUCCUGUACUUUUAUCAGUCCGGUGGUAAGAUCCGCAGACCGGCAAAUGUACCAUUGGAUGUUUUUGCUGAUGAGAUUGUCUUCUACAGGCUGGGCCAUGAAGUGAUGGAACAGUUUAGGGAGGAUGAAGGUUUUAUCAAAGACCCUGAACCUCAGUUGCCGACAAGUGAGCUGUACCGUCAGUUCUGGCUCUUAUUUGAGUACCCAGAGAGCUCUAGUGCUGCCAGAUCUGUGGCUGUAGUGUCUGUUCUUGUCAUCACCAUCUCUAUUUGUAUAUUCUGUCUAGAGACUCUCCCAGAGUUCCGCGAUGAUCAUGAAUUUCCCCAUAAAGUUGUUAACUUAACUCGUGAUGCUAACGGAACACUUCUUUCUCCAAGCCCUCCUCCCAAAACUAUGGAAUCUACUUUUACAGAUCCUUUCUUUGUUGUAGAAACUAUAUGUAUAAUCUGGUUCUGCUUUGAGCUAGGAGUGCGCUUUGUUGUGUGCCCCAGCAAGAGUGAGUUUUUUGGCAACAUCAUGAACGUAAUUGAUAUUGUUUCCAUUAUGCCGUACUUCAUCACUGUAAUCACAGAGCUCAUGGCCACUCAUGACUCAGCAGCGAAUCAGAAUAUGUCUCUGGCCACAUUACGUGUCAUCAGACUGGUGAGAGUAUUCAGGAUCUUCAAACUUUCCCGUCAUUCCAAGGGGCUACAGAUUCUGGGGCAAACCCUAAAGGCUAGUAUGAGGGAGCUUGGCUUGCUCAUCUUUUUCCUGUUCAUUGGAGUCAUCCUUUUCUCCAGUGCCAUUUAUUUUGCUGAGGUUGAUGAACCCGAAACACAGUUUGUGAGCAUCCCAGAGGGGUUCUGGUGGGCUGUGGUCACCAUGACAACAGUUGGCUAUGGUGACAUGUGCCCAAUCACCUUGGGGGGUAAGAUGGUAGGAAUCCUCUGUGCCAUCGCUGGAGUGCUGACAAUUGCUCUGCCAGUUCCUGUCAUUGUUUCUAAUUUCAACUAUUUCUACCAUCGUGAAACAGAGCAGGCAGAGAAGCAGGUGAUGGAUGCAGCUGCAGAGGCUGCUGCAAAUCAGAAGACUGAUGAUAAAUAUGAUAGUAACUUUUCUCUGGACAAGAGUAAUGGAAACUGGCAGCCUGAAAAAAAUGGCAUUCCUUGAAAAAUGUAGUGUUGCUAAAACCAGCAUUACUAGCAAUAAAAAAACUGAACAAUACAAUGCACUUAGAAAACAUAUUUUUGGAUUAAAAAUUAUGUACUCAAUACAAUGCAUAGAUCAGCAGUACUAUUGUAAGACUUAUCAUAUCAUGAAACAUAGGAAAUGAUGCAGAGCAGGCAAAAAGCUGCUGAAAACACCUACAACUUAAAACCUCUUGGGUCAAUCUGCCUAGUAAAAAGCCAGUCACGCAAUCACAAAGGCUGAUGAAGGAGAUUUCCUCUUUAACGCUUUCUGAGCUGCUUAUCAGCACUAGAGUUUAAUUAGCACUGAAAAACAUUGAGUCAAAAAUGAAAAGAUGCUUACAAAUUGUUUUCUAAGAAAGCUGACAGCAUUUAGGUCAAAAGGCUAUUAGUUAUCAGGAAUUGGGUGUUUUUUCCCCAGAGCCCUUUAAUUGAUGAUUUUGCACACAUUUUUCCUGCUCUAACAGCUGCACUUUGCUGAAUGCAUUCCAUGUUCCUUUAUGUUUAUGCUGACAUAACCUUUAACACUGCUGAGUGUUGAGAAAACUGUCAUCCAUCUUUCAAUGUUUCUAUAUGUCUGCUUUGAAAUAUAUGACGCUUAUUGCUUUGGUUCCUACUACAGAUUGUGAUACUGUAUUAUACUGGGAUGACUCACACUAUCAUGGACACAACAGCUAUUUGUCCCACAUUUAUCCAGUGGUUGCUAUACACACCAAGAGGUGUCUAAAUUUGGGAGUCUGGUUUGUAGCUUGGAAUGCAUCAUAUAAUUUUGAUGACAGUUUUAAUUGGACAUCUAUUUAUCUAAUGGAUGUCUGUACAUUUUGUUACUGUUGGUUUGUGUAAGCCACAUAACAGUAUGCAGUAAAGAGUGUAGAUUCAAGCACUAUAAUUUCAUCUAUUGUAUACGUCAGGUUUGAAAUUUAUUGAAGAUUUCUGCCAUUGUAGUAUACAGAAAUUAUUGGAUGGCUUCACUGGUCCUCAAAUAUGCACUCAGAAGAGCUAUGGCCAAAUAUUGCACACCAUGCAUGAGGUGAUCUCUGUUACAGUAUAGGAUUAUAGAACUACCUCUUAGUUAGAACAUUGAAAAACUACCUAGAAUUUGUGUCAUUAGUAGGCAUUUAGGUGAAAGUGUAGAAUCUCUUAACUGUAGCCUUGGGUCAUAAUAACUUAGCUAAGUUGAUUAGUCAGUGUUAACAGAGAGCAUGACAAUAUUGUGCAUGAUAUGAUAUUAAACAUACUGUUAGCAAAGCAACAGAAAGAGAACUGUACUAUAUAUUAUCUGUUUAACCUAACUGUUUACUUCUAAACAUUACAGCAUUUCAUAGUGCAUUAUCAUUUAUGUUGAGCCAAUAAGCACACCAGUCAAUACUCCUCAUGCAUAUUGGUUCCCUGAUAAUCCCAGAUAUAAAUUAUUCUCAUAAUUUGUCUUCUACCAUAUCAGGCUAUUUACUCACUUACUUUCAGUAACCACUUCAUCCUGGUUAGUGUUAAGAGCUUAUCCUGGGAACACUGGUUGAAAGGCAGGAUUACACCCUGAAUGGACUUAAGGAUCUCUCAGGAGACAACCCCCCCACCCCCAGGACCCCAAAGCCCACACCACAU
Tachysurus fulvidraco (yellow catfish) is the source of this 3705-nucleotide messenger RNA. Its product is annotated as potassium voltage-gated channel subfamily A member 10. The transcript has a single exon. Gene Ontology annotation, molecular function: protein binding; delayed rectifier potassium channel activity. The record is from RefSeq and is a predicted model, not a curated record. Lineage: Eukaryota; Metazoa; Chordata; Actinopteri; Siluriformes; Bagridae. Gene Ontology annotation, biological process: potassium ion transmembrane transport; protein homooligomerization. Bases 416 to 2086 code for a protein of 556 amino acids. Gene Ontology annotation, cellular component: membrane; voltage-gated potassium channel complex.